Gadus chalcogrammus (walleye pollock) is the source of this 420-nucleotide messenger RNA. RefSeq lists its product as uncharacterized. The record is from RefSeq and is a predicted model, not a curated record. Bases 1 to 420 code for a protein of 139 amino acids. The transcript has a single exon. Lineage: Eukaryota; Metazoa; Chordata; Actinopteri; Gadiformes; Gadidae.
AUGUCAUCAUUUACUCCCCUGACUUUGAGACACUUGGAGCAGGUUUUCGAACGCCUCAGAAGGCACGGCUUUAAGCUGCAGCCCAAGAAGUGCCAGUUCUUCCAGCGACAGGACCUCUACCUGGAGCAUGUUAUAAGUGGCCGAGGGGUGGCCACCGAUCCCGAGAAGACGAGAGCUGUCCAAGAUUGGCCUGUCCCCACCACUGUCAAACAGGUACGCUCCUUCCUGGGCUUUGUAGGGUAUUACAGGAGAUUUAUCGCUUCCUUUUCAAAGGUCGCCGCCACCCUCCAUCACCUUCUCCAAGGGACCGCCAGCCGCUCCUCGGCACCAGUAACGUGGACCGCAGAGUGUCAAACUGCUUUUGAGUUCUUGAAGCAACGGUUGCUCAGUGCACCCAUUCUGUCCUUUGCUAAUUUCUAG